GCGGAAGUGACGUAAGGCGGCCGCCGGAGGUGGCGUUGGUGUGUUGCGCUUCUGGGCCUGAGAGAGGAGCGGGGUCUGAGCCCGGGGAGAUAACGCGAUGUCGAUCGAAAUCGAGUCCUCGGAUGUGAUCCGUCUCAUCAUGCAGUACCUGAAAGAGAACAGUCUCCAUCGGGCUUUAGCCACCUUACAGGAAGAGACUACUGUAUCUCUGAAUACCGUGGACAGCAUUGAGAGUUUUGUGGCCGACAUUAAUAGUGGCCAUUGGGAUACUGUUUUGCAGGCUAUCCAGUCUCUGAAAUUGCCAGACAAAACCCUCAUUGACCUCUAUGAACAGGUUGUUCUGGAACUGAUAGAGCUCCGUGAAUUGGGUGCUGCCCGGUCUCUUCUGAGACAGACUGACCCCAUGAUCAUGUUAAAACAAACGCAGCCAGAGCGCUACAUUCAUCUGGAGAACCUCCUGGCCAGGUCUUAUUUUGAUCCUCGUGAGGCAUACCCAGAUGGAAGUAGCAAAGAAAAGAGAAGAGCAGCAAUUGCCCAGGCCUUAGCUGGGGAAGUCAGUGUGGUGCCUCCAUCUCGUCUCAUGGCAUUGCUGGGACAGGCACUGAAGUGGCAGCAGCACCAGGGCUUGCUUCCUCCUGGCAUGACCAUAGAUUUGUUCCGAGGCAAAGCAGCUGUCAAAGAUGUGGAAGAAGAAAAGUUUCCUACACAGCUGAGCAGGCAUAUUAAGUUUGGUCAGAAAUCACAUGUGGAGUGUGCUCGAUUUUCUCCAGAUGGUCAGUAUCUGGUCACUGGGUCUGUUGAUGGAUUCAUUGAAGUAUGGAACUUUACGACUGGAAAAAUCAGGAAGGACCUUAAGUACCAGGCACAGGAUAACUUUAUGAUGAUGGACGAUGCUGUCCUCUGCAUGUGCUUCAGCAGAGAUACAGAAAUGUUAGCAACUGGGGCCCAAGAUGGAAAAAUCAAGGUAUGGAAGAUUCAGAGUGGACAGUGUUUAAGGAGAUUUGAAAGGGCACACAGUAAAGGUGUCACCUGUCUCAGCUUUUCUAAGGAUAGCAGUCAGAUCCUGAGUGCCUCUUUUGACCAGACAAUUAGAAUUCAUGGUUUAAAAUCUGGGAAAACACUGAAGGAAUUUCGUGGUCAUUCCUCCUUUGUUAACGAAGCAACGUUUACGCAAGAUGGACAUUAUAUUAUUAGUGCAUCCUCGGAUGGCACUGUAAAGAUCUGGAACAUGAAGACGACAGAAUGUUCAAAUACCUUUAAAUCCCUGGGCAGCACUGCAGGGACAGACAUCACUGUCAACAGUGUGAUCCUGCUUCCUAAGAACCCAGAGCACUUUGUGGUUUGCAACAGAUCAAACACAGUGGUCAUCAUGAACAUGCAGGGGCAGAUCGUCAGGAGCUUCAGCUCCGGGAAGAGAGAAGGCGGUGACUUCGUGUGCUGCGCCCUGUCGCCGCGCGGCGAGUGGAUCUACUGUGUGGGGGAGGACUUCGUGCUCUACUGCUUCAGCACGGUCACGGGCAAGCUGGAGAGGACCUUGACGGUGCACGAGAAGGAUGUGAUUGGCAUCGCACACCACCCGCACCAGAACCUGAUUGCCACCUACAGUGAAGACGGCCUCCUGAAGCUCUGGAAACCCUGAUCUCGCUGCUCUUUCCACACUCGCUUCAGAGCAUGUACUUACAUGAGGACAUAUUCAUGUCUUGCUGUUUUUUUUUUUUAGUCCAGCUUUUCUAAGCAGAUUGUCUGAAUUAGGCAUAGGAAUAAUUUUGUGAAAAUUCAUGUUUAAGUAGCAGUAACCCUUUUUAUAUUUUUUAAAGGUAUUUGUCUGUUUCUAAUUGAGGCAAACACUUAAUGUUUUCAAUAGUCUUCUACCUGGAGAGUGAAAUACUGAUAUUUCUAGAAAAAAAUUGUACUCUUUGGAUUAUUUGAAAUGCUGAUUAAAAUGGGCCUCCUGCAGUAAAACUUGUAAAUUAGGAACUGUCCCAUAUUCGGUAGCUGUUUCCGGUUUUUCUUUUUUUAGAUAUUAAUAAACUUUACACCUUUCUGGA
Messenger RNA from Equus quagga, 2048 nucleotides. It is a transcript of the gene SMU1, whose product is annotated as SMU1 DNA replication regulator and spliceosomal factor. Gene Ontology annotation, molecular function: protein binding. The transcript has 12 exons. Gene Ontology annotation, biological process: mRNA splicing, via spliceosome. The record is from RefSeq and is a predicted model, not a curated record. Gene Ontology annotation, cellular component: precatalytic spliceosome. Lineage: Eukaryota; Metazoa; Chordata; Mammalia; Perissodactyla; Equidae. Bases 98 to 1639 code for a protein of 513 amino acids.